AUGUCAGAAACAAGCUCGAUUUAUCUUUCCGUUUUUACUCAAUAUCCUAAACUCGGUAUUGCAAAAUUUGAUGAAUCAACAGGGCACCUUGAAGUCAGCGAAAUUUGGGUAACAGUCACAGAUUUUUCUUUUCUUUCUCCAAUUUUCAUAGAAAUCGAGCCUUCAUACAUCAUAGCUUCUAACACAGCGCCUGAGCAGCUAAAAGAAAUACUCGAAAACUUCAACACAACAUACAUGCCAAAGUCAGAGUUUGAUUAUAACAAAGCUAAACAGCUUACAACCCAACAGUGCUUCCAAGGUGAUGAGUUUAAAGCUACAACCAGCCUUAAUUUCUCUUGCAACGCUAUGAUCAGUUCUAUAGGAGCCUUAAUAUCAUACCUCACCAACUCUUCAAAUUUCUCAUCAUUUUCAAUCCAAAAAGUAUACCAAAUCAAAAUAUCUGGCCUUCAUUGCGAUUUUCAGACUUUAAAGGCUUUACAGAUCAUACAAGAAGAUUCUCAUCCAUCAAAAAUAAAUAAUGCUGGGAGAUCAAAAGAAGGGCUAUCAAUUUUUGGGCUGUUUGAUAAUACUUGUACAACCCAAGGAAGGAAAAAGCUAAGACAAUGGCUGCUAAGACCAUUAGGUGAAAUUUCUGAAAUUAAUGCAAGAUUAGAAGCAAUAGAAUUUUUUAUGAAAAAUCCAGGAAUUUUGCAAGAGAUACUGCACGAGCUAAAAAAUGUAAGCGAUUUAGAAAUUUGUGUUAAAAGAUUUUAUGAGGUUAGAACAACUACAAAUGACUGGCUAAAAGUCAUUGAAACUUCCUCCGCGCUUCUCAGGAUUGUUGAAAUAUUGAAAAAAUUUGAAGUGCUGCCCCUUAUGUUUUUACCUCUUAUAAAUACACAAAUUGAUCUUUUUAUUGAGCUUUUAACAUAUCUCCAGAAUUGUUUAGAUUUUUCUAAUAAAGAUCAUGGUAAGCCACAAAUCCUUUCAGGUGUCAGUGCAGAGCUGGAUUACCUGAAAAGAAGCGCAAUAGACCUUGACAAUUUUUUAAUUCAGCUAUCGGGGAUGCAUCCUUAUAGCUUACAAUAAAAGUAAUUUGUAUUAUAUUAUUUUGAAAAUACAAAAAUAUUGAAUCUUAGCCUAAAAGUCCAUUAUAUGAUCAAGCUGCAUUCUAUAGCUAUAUCAAAAUGUAGAAAAACUAAAUUUAAAAAAAUGCGGCAUCGAGUUUGCCUCCUUAAGUGUUAUGCAUUUCCCACAGCUUGGCUAUCAUAUUGAAAUCUCCUAUCGAGGCCGCAUAGGUUUAACUCCUAGCUCUGUUGGCUCCGAUAAAAGUGAUCAUUCAUUAUUUGAAAAAAUAGGCUACGAGUAUCAAUUUGCAGCUGAUGAUGCAAUCUAUUUUAAAAAUGACAAAACAAAAUCAUUAGAUGACAGAUUUGGUGACUUAAAAAAAUCAAUAAAUGAUACUGAAAACGCUAUUUUAAGAGAUUUAGAGACUGAAAUUUUGAAAAGAGGGAAUGAGUUGUGCUAUGUUUCAAGACUUUUAGGCGAUUUAGAUGCACUUCUAUCACUGGUUUUGGCAGCUGAAACUUUAAACUUGACAAGACCUCAGCUGCAAGAAGAGCCUGGAAUCCAAAUUGUAAACGGAAGGCACUUAUUAGUAGAAAUUUGUGUUGAUAAUGCGAUACCUAAUGACUGUGCGUUAGAUUCAGUCCAUAAAAUAGCAGUAAUUUGUGGCCCUAACUACUCAGGAAAAAGCGUCUAUAUGAAAAUGGUAGGAUUAAUUGUAUAUUUAGCCCACAUAGGUAGCUUUGUUCCAGCAGAAUUCGCAGUGAUAGGAAAAGUUGAUCAGAUUUUUUCAAGGAUGGCAUACUCAGACUCACGAACCUCCAGCUCAUUUUCCGAAGAAAUAGCUCAGCUAACAAUCGCAUUAAACAAUUCAACCCCAAGUUCCUUAUUAAUUCUCGAUGAAUUUGGUAAAGGAACAAAUUCCAUUGACGGCAUGUCACUAGUAGGCUCUUUGCUAUCACAUUUACAAGUAAAUUCUCCUCCAUUAACCUUACUUUGUACACAUUUUCAAGAAUUAAUCACUCAUAGCCUCAUCUCUGAGUCAGAAAUCAUGAAAUUUUACACAAUGGAAAUAGCUUAUUCAGAUCACCCAGUUUUUCUUUAUAAAUUAAUAAGAGGAAAACCUAUGGGGAGUUUUGGAAUUUUUUGUGCUAAAUGGGCUGGAAUUUCAGAAGAAGUCAUAAAAAGGGCAGAAGAAGUAAAAGAGAGCUUUAGAAAUGGAAAAGAACUAAGACCAUUACCAAGGAUCGACCGCAUAGAAAAAUCAAAACAAGUGUUAAGGAUGCUAUCUCACUAUAAAGAUGGAGAUUCCCCUGAAGACUUCUUAGGGAAAGCCCUACAAUUAAUGACAUCUCCUAAUUAA
Molecule: messenger RNA, 2407 nt
Organism: Blepharisma stoltei
Lineage: Eukaryota; Ciliophora; Heterotrichea; Heterotrichida; Blepharismidae
Source: the annotation of a GenBank genome assembly